Plasmodium gallinaceum is the source of this 624-nucleotide messenger RNA. Its product is annotated as gamete antigen 27/25, putative. The transcript has a single exon. The record is from RefSeq and is a predicted model, not a curated record. Bases 1 to 624 code for a protein of 207 amino acids. NCBI's taxonomy places the organism in Eukaryota, Apicomplexa, Aconoidasida, Haemosporida, Plasmodiidae.
AUGGUAAGGGGUGCAUCAGGAGAAGAUCCUUCUAUAAAACAAGGAAUACAUGAAUUUGAUCCAAGUGAUGGUUAUUAUGUGGAAUUUAAGAAAGUGAGUACUGUAGAGUUCGAUACCACAAUUAUAAUUUUAGAUAAACUAAAAGGAUGUUCUAUUGACGAAAUGGAAGAAAUUUUAAAAGAUUUUGAUUCUAUAAAAAAGGAAAUUGUUGAAGUUGGAAAGAAAUGUGGCGACUACAUAUUAAGAGAAGAAUUCCGAGAUCACAUGGCAUUCAGAAUAAGUGAUCGUCUUCGUGAUUAUUAUGCAGAACAAGAAAUGACGGAAGAUUAUUACUUAAAAUUAAAGAACAUUUUUUGGAUGGAACAAAAAGCGUUUGAAGAAACUUUUUUUGAGGUUAGUAAAAAAAAGGGACCCAUUGAAAAAAAAAAAGUUAUUGAUGAUGUAAACUUGAUAGUAUCUCAUCUUAAAAGGUAUGCAGAUUCCAUGGGAAUUAAAUUAUCAGAACAGAAAUUACAUAAUGCAGCAUUAAGGAUAGGGAGAUUUAUUAGUGAUUUGAAUUUUUUAACUUUAAGAUAUUCAAAACUUUUGCCCCUAAAACCUAAUGAUAACAAACCACAUUCUUAA